Didymosphaeria variabile is the source of this 1320-nucleotide messenger RNA. RefSeq lists its product as uncharacterized. The record is from RefSeq and is a predicted model, not a curated record. Gene Ontology annotation, cellular component: eukaryotic translation initiation factor 3 complex; cytoplasm. Gene Ontology annotation, molecular function: translation initiation factor activity. The transcript is spliced from 2 exons. NCBI's taxonomy places the organism in Eukaryota, Fungi, Ascomycota, Dothideomycetes, Pleosporales, Didymosphaeriaceae. Bases 1 to 1320 code for a protein of 439 amino acids. Gene Ontology annotation, biological process: cytoplasmic translational initiation.
AUGCCCGGCCCUCAGACCACGUUGCUCAUCGAGGGCACCUUUGAGGAGCUUGCCGACGAGCUCGCACAAUACAUCGACAGCCUCAAAAAAUCCCAGGGCGACGAAAGCUCAGCGAUCCAAGCCGAAACCGCGGAACUUUUGAAGGAAAACAAGAAGGAUGAAGUACUCAAGAAACUCGUCAUGGGCGGCCAGGUCCUUAACCAGGCACCAGAGAAGGAGUUCAUAGCAGCAUACAACCUCCUUAUUCACCUCGUCCGACAGUCGCCGAAUGUUCCCAUGUUCCUUCCCAAAAUUUGCGCUCACCUCAGCGCUCCGAUUUCCUCCUCGCCCGCUAACGGUGGUGGACUUGCCUUGUCAGUUCUCAGCACCGUUUUCAACACGCUCCCCUCAGAUCACUCUGAGCUGAGAUACCACGUUCUCCUUGCCAUCCUGCGGGUUAUCCGAGCGACGUCAAACUUCGAAACUCUGCGGCCACAGCUUAAGCAGUUGGACCAAUGGCUUGAGGACUGGGAGACGGAGGAGGCAGAUGACCGCAAACUAUACCUAGCAGUGAGCGACGUGGCUGUCGAAGCAGGCGAGGACGAGCAGGCGUAUACAUAUCUCCUUCGCGCUCUCCGAACAUUCAAUGCGGACCAGGUUUCCUCGCAGGAGGCCCGCGACCUCUCUAUCCGCGCCCUCAAGUCCGCCCUCAUCCGCCCCAGCCACUACGACUUCCAAGAUCUCACCGACCUUGACUCCGUGCAGGCACUUCGCAACUCUGACCCAAUAUACUUCCAGCUACUUGAGAUUUUCAACUCCGAGUUGCUGGACGACUUCAAUGACUUCAAGGAUGAGCACGACGGCUGGAUUGACGAGGUCAGUCUCGACGGUGCUGCACUGAACCGCAAGAUGCGCCACCUCACUCUCGCGUCAAUAGCCGCAUCGGCGGCGCAGACCCGCGAGCUGCCAUACGCACACAUCGCCAAGUCAUUGCAGAUCCCUUCCGAGGACGUUGAGAUGUGGGUCAUCGAUGUGAUCCGCGCUGGUCUCGUAGAGGGCAAGCUCAGCCAGCUCAAGCAGACGUUCCUGAUUCACCGAUCAACGUACCGUGUGUUCGGCGAGAAGCAAUGGCGGGAGGUCUCAUCGAGACUGGACAUGUGGCGAAGUGGUCUUGAGGCUGUCCUGCAGGUCGUUCAGCAAGAGAAGGCGAAAUUCACGCAGGAGAAGGAGGACGAGCAGAACAGGAUCGAGCAGAAAAUGGAGCAGGCGAAUAGGAUGGGCAACCGCGGCGGCAACAACAACCGGAAGCCGAAGCCUAUGAUUGACGACGAGAUGGACUAA